GCAUAGCGACAGCGUUCACCAUCAAUAAUGGCGUCGCGCAUCUGUUGAAAACCGAAAAUAGGAAACAAGUGAAUGCGAGCUUUGUUUGUCCAGCUCAGCCACCAUGGACAAAGCGGCUACAAAACUCUCCCUUGAAGAAAGGGAGAACCUCAUGGUUCCCCAGCUACCGCACAGGUCGGGCUUCACACCGAGGCCAGUAGAGCGGCUAACUUCAAGGUCAAGGCCUCACACUAUGGUGGACAUCGAGUGCUGUCACUUCCUGCGCACUCCGUCGAGGGAGUUCACCGUUCAACAACCGACCGUUGAGCAUCGACUGUGGGUGGAAGCCGGCAAGCACGACGCUCCGUUCCCCACUCGACCUGACACAAGUUACAACAGUAACAUCUGGCGAAAUUUCCGAAAGCAGUUUGGACUCAAUUUUUCACCAGAAGGGAAGAAGGUUACAGAUGUGAUAGCGGCCAUGUACCCCCUGAACAUACCCGCAGCCUCCAACGUGGGAGAAAAUACCUUUGAAAAAUACAUCAAAGAGACAAGAUUGUUCCAGAAUCCGAAGGCGAAGAAUUUGGCUAUCAGACGGACGAAGACGGAUGUGCACGAGUUCAAACAACUGAAGUGUAAAUCUGACGGUCGUCAUCCUCCAAUAAAUGAGAAAGGUGAUAUUCUUCCGCCCGAGAACUACAAGAAAUAUGCUCACAGGUUUAUGCCGGUUCCCUCCCCUCCUCCAUCGCCGCCCCCACCCGGUCAGAAAACAGAUCUGUUCGGCCAGCGGUACGUGCCGAGGUCACAACCCGUGCUGUGGAAGCUCAGCUACAAACUGAACCACCCCGAGUUCCAGAAGCUGAGGGAGGAAGUGAAGAAGAGGAGAGAAAUGAUGGAACAAAACAAGAAAGAAAGAAGCACCAUGCCGAGAGUAAUGCCGUCGCCGAUGUUAAGUACAACCCCAACGCUGUGAAUGUAUCGCUGAAAUCAUGCAAAACUGUUCCUUGUCACGAAAUGAAUCUGAAGACUUUGAACUUUUGAAUGUGAGUGAUAAGAAACACGUGGACACAGUAAGGUUAUAAAGUGCAGGGAAGAAGCAAGACAGAUAGACAGAAGCAACAGAGGGAAAGAAAAGAAGUAGGACCUAUCAAUGGUGCCC
This is a messenger RNA of Aplysia californica (California sea hare), 1138 nucleotides long. Its product is annotated as testis-expressed protein 52. The record is from RefSeq and is a predicted model, not a curated record. The transcript has 3 exons. The coding region runs from base 104 to 952 and encodes 282 amino acids. Lineage: Eukaryota; Metazoa; Mollusca; Gastropoda; Aplysiida; Aplysiidae.